CACCUCUGCCUCUCUCUUCUUCUUUCUCAGUAAGGAAAGUUGCUUCCACAGUGUCACGGUGAACCCUCCCAAUGGCUUCCCGGGUGCUCUUCUUGUUCUUGAGUUUUGUCUGCCAUGUCGUUACGGCGGGACGGACUUGUCCCAAGCCAGACCAAUUACCAUUUGCCACAGUUGUUCCCUUAAAAGAUGUCUAUGACCCCGGUGAGACUAUAGUGUAUUCCUGCAAGCCCGGCUAUGUGUCCCGCGGGGGCAUGAGACGCUUCACCUGCCCACUCACAGGCCUCUGGCCCAUUAACACAUUGAAGUGCACACCCAGAGUAUGCCCUUUUGCUGGGAUCUUAGAAAACGGAAUUGUGCGCUACACAACUUUUGAAUAUCCCAACACGAUCAGCUUUUCUUGCAACACCGGGUAUAUGCUGAACGGAACUGAUAAUGCGAAAUGCACUGAGGAAGGGGUGUGGAGUCCAGCCAUCCCAGUCUGUUCUCCUGUAACCUGCCCUUUUCCACCCAUACCUAACUUUGCCACACUAAGUGAUUAUAAGCCGAGGCCUGGAAAUAACUCCUUCUAUCGAGACAAGGCAGUCUUCAAAUGCUUGCCAAAGUAUGCCAUGUUUGGUAAUGACACGAUCACCUGUACAGCCCAUGGAAACUGGACGGAGUUACCUGAAUGCAGAGAUGUAAAAUGCCCAUUCCCCAAAAGACCAGAGAAUGGAUAUGUGAACCAUCCUGCAAAAGUAGCGCUUAGUUAUAAGGAUCAAGCCAAAUAUGGGUGCCAUGAUACUUAUGUCUUGGAUGGCCCGGACGAAGUAGAAUGCACCAAAUUUGGAAACUGGUCUGCACAGCCAAGCUGUAAAGCAUCUUGUAAAUUAUCUGUCAAAAAAGCUACUGUGCUGUUUAAUGGAGAAAAAGUCAAGCUCCAAGAAAAAUUUAAGAAUGGAAUGUUGCAUGGCGAAAAAGUGUCUUUCUUCUGCAAAAAUAAGGAGCAAAAAUGUAGCUACACAGUAGAUGCUCAAUGUAUUGAUGGCACCUUUGAAGUUCCCAAAUGCUUCAAGGAACACAGUUCUUUGGCUUUCUGGAAAACGGAUGCUUCAGAUAUAAAGCCAUGCUAAACUGGUUUUCAGAACAGAAGGUCACCCAUGGAUCUGGGUUUUCCCAAGGCACCUAAUGAGUGUAAAAAUAAAGAUGCAUUCGUAGCCUUA
Messenger RNA from Sorex fumeus (smoky shrew), 1199 nucleotides. It is a transcript of the gene APOH, whose product is annotated as apolipoprotein H. NCBI's taxonomy places the organism in Eukaryota, Metazoa, Chordata, Mammalia, Eulipotyphla, Soricidae. The coding region runs from base 72 to 1109 and encodes 345 amino acids. The transcript has 8 exons. The record is from RefSeq and is a predicted model, not a curated record.